Molecule: messenger RNA, 1084 nt
Organism: Mangifera indica (mango)
Lineage: Eukaryota; Viridiplantae; Streptophyta; Magnoliopsida; Sapindales; Anacardiaceae
Product: leucine-rich repeat protein 1-like
Exons: 7
Coding region: 213-866 (217 amino acids)
Molecular function (GO): protein binding
Source: RefSeq, a predicted model, not a curated record
GUAAUUACUGUAUAGCCAUAAAGCCAGGCGUUCUCAAUUUUAUGGGGCUCUAUAAAUUCCCCCUACCAGAGUUCUGAUUCCAUGCUCCCUCUCUUCAACCAAACUGCAAAAAUACCACAACUCUUUCCAUCUCCAAGUUCUCCACAAGCAGCAUCUUGACUCUUUUACGGUAGCUGGGAAUAAUAAUAACCUUCAGCUUUUAAAGUUCUGCCAUGGCCAUCUCGACCCUGCUUCAUCCCCUUGUAGUUUUGCUUUUAUCAACUGCUUUAGCUACUACAAACGCUAACACAGAAGGGGAUGCUUUAUACGCGUUGAGAAGAGCUGUUAAAGAUCCACAAGGUGUUCUUGAAAGCUGGGAUCCGACUCUGGUGGAUCCUUGUACUUGGUUCCAUGUCACUUGUGACUCUGAUAGUCGGGUUACCCGUCUAGACCUCGGAAAUGGAAAGCUGUCGGGCAGCCUAGUCCCUGAGUUGGGGAAGCUGGAACGUUUACAAUAUCUGGAACUAUACAUGAACGACUUGGUGGGUCCUCUACCAGAGGAACUGGGAGGACUUAAAAGCCUUAUCAGCUUGGAUCUUUACCACAAUAACCUUACUGGACCCAUCCCUUCUUCACUCUCCAAGCUCUCUAAUCUCAAGUUCUUGAGACUUAAUGGUAACAGACUGACAGGAAGGAUUCCAAGGGAACUUACUAAACUUGGAAGCCUCAAGAUCCUUGACGUGUCAAACAAUGAUUUGUGUGGAACAAUUCCAACCUGGGGUUCAUUCUCAAAGUUCUCUGAGGAAAGUUUCAUGAAUAAUCCGAGACUAGAGGGACCAGAAUUGAUGGGAUUUGUGAGAUACGAUGUAGGAGGAGACUGUAAAUGAGGCACCAAAGAGGGAAGGAGCCACUAUGACCAAUUCCAUAAUAAUGUCUCUUCAUAUGGAAACAGCUAAUAAUUGUCUAAUUUGUGUAACUAAUUAGGGUUCUUGUAUUAAGUGGAGAUAUCCUUUAUCUUUACGGAUGUAUGUGAUUAAGUUUUCAACCAUCUGUAUUUGUUUUUGGCUCCUAAAUAUAUAUAUGGUAUAUAUCUUUUGCUUCAUAA